This is a messenger RNA of Salvia miltiorrhiza (redroot sage), 2157 nucleotides long. RefSeq lists its product as uncharacterized. The transcript has a single exon. The record is from RefSeq and is a predicted model, not a curated record. NCBI's taxonomy places the organism in Eukaryota, Viridiplantae, Streptophyta, Magnoliopsida, Lamiales, Lamiaceae. Bases 1 to 2157 code for a protein of 718 amino acids.
AUGCCUGAAAACGAUCCAAACGUGGUGGAACAGCUGGAGGCGCCGAUGCCGUGGAUAGGCAUGUAUGCCGCCGUAGCAUCGACGCUCUGCACGCUCGCCAUGGCCGCCGACGUCUUCCACGGAUUCCGGAGCAGAAAAUACUGGUUCCCAUCUAAAUACUUGUCCCUCAACGCCACUUCCUUGGCUUUGCUAUCCGUGGCAAUGAAGCUCCCCGUGGAUCUCACCACUAAAAUGUACUCUGUCACCGACCGCCUUGCAAAGGUCAGCAGCCUCUCCUUCAUCUCCAUCGUCAUGGCUAAUUUCCUGACGUCGUUGGGAUCCAUGGACGACAAGAGCUUGCUGAUGAACGUGGUGGCUCUAGGCAUUAUGGUGAUCACCAUCACCGGGAAUGUGUGCAUCCAGGUCAUCCAAAUGCGGUCUUAUCUCGACUUAAGGCGGGCAUUUUGGGAAGAAUCUGUUGCCAUGGGCUUGAUGCUCCUCUUGCUGCUUAUGUUCAUUUCAUCUGCUCUCACCAUUCUGUCUACUAAACAGUUUCUGGAGACCAGGUACCAUGAUAUGCAUAACUCAAUCUUGAACGAAGAGGAAUUGGUGGAUAUCACGAAGAAGCUGAGGGUGUUGAUCAAGAAAUAUUGGGUGAUGGCGGAGACCAGCAGCCCUCAGUUUGUGAUGGCUCGUUCCGUGACAAGCACCGUGUCUGGCAUCGUCAGCUUGAUCGUUGCCUUUAAUUUGGUGGAAGCUGAGAUACGGAUCGCGGUGAAGGAGGGGAUAUUUGAUCACGCGUUUUCGAGUUAUAAGCAGUCGACGAGAGUGAUUCUGCUGUCCCAGACUGUUGGAGUGAUUGUGGGUGCCAUUGCUCCAACGUCGAGGUGGUUUGUCGCGAUAAACCAUAGAACCUCGACUGGCUGCAGAAGGAGCAUCCAAGAUGCAUUCACAGUGGAGGGCUAUUGGACUCAGAAGCUGGUGGAAUGGCGACAGAGCUCGUUAUCUGUAGAGAUUCAACAUCUCAAGAGUAGAAAAGUUGUUCAUGGUCUGAGAGGACUCAUUCUGAGACUUGGCAUCUUUGUUCAGCAUCUGAUUGUUAUGGCGAGUAAAUUAGUCCUCUCUGUCUCUAUCUGCACGAUGAGACUAAUGAGUUUCUGCCUCAACUACAUCAGAAGGUCGAGGCAGAAACACAUUUGUGACUCCAACUCUGACUCCGGAGAGGUGGACAUGAGGCGCUAUGUUAUUCAGCUUCAAGGAGAGGCGGAGUUACCUGCAGAAACACUGAGUAACAUCUUCAAAGAGGUGGACGAAAUCAUCAGGAAAGCUAAGAAGAGGAAACCCGAAAAGCUGCUGAAUCUCUUGUCCAAAUCAUGCAACUUCAAAGGGGUGACAGAAUUUGAUAGCCAUCAAGUUCCAACUCUGCAUCCUCAAGAGCUUCCUCAUUGCUGGGCUCUACCUGUUGUCACACUGGCUUGCAUUGCACGGGCAAUUCCGAACGUUGAAAAGGACAAAUCGGAACGCCUAUUGCGUAGCGUCACUGAAGGGCUCCGCUAUGUGAAGCUUAUAGACAAACUUCUCGACAGAAAAGGGCAAUUGGCAAAAACGAGAGCUGCAGCGGAAGCAGUGAGUGUAGAAGCUGAACUAAAGGGCAAGUGGCAGAACAGGGAUCUUGAUGAAAUUUCCAUUAAAGGAAAGAAUGCGGAGGAAAUACUGCAACAACUCCAUGAAGAUUCUGGAAGAAGAGUGCUCGAGUUCAAGAGAAAUCCCAAAAACAGUGUCAAGCAAAACCUUGUUUACUGGAGCCCGGAGGUGAUUGCAGCCAACUCAAUGUACAGGGUGAGCAAAGCAAUUCUGCUCAACCAUGGAGGAGGUGAGCAAGUGUUUGAGACAUUAUCGGUGAUGAUUGCAGAUAUAGUGGCUGCGUGCCUCACAAAUCUACCGUGGGCAAUCAGCAGCAUGUGUCACCGCAGUGGCAUCGAGGAAAGAGAGAGAGGCGUGCGCAAAGCAGCAAAGUAUUUGGGAGAAACUGAAGAUAUCAUCGCACUUAUACAACAACGCCAACUUCCCAUCUUGGGCCUCCCCCCUCAUCGCCCAACUUACAUUCAAGAAUGGCGAGCCUUGCUUGGCCUCCAAAACCAAAACAAGGAUCACAUAAGCAUCAACAUAGAGGAGUGA